UGUGAUGAGGCGAAGUUGCGCGAAGCACAGCAAGAUUCUUUCUCAGUUUAGGGUAACUAAUGUCUUGACUGGCUAGAAGUGAGCUCUUUGUGCGAUGUACUGAUCAAUCUUGCGUGCCACGGUGUCAGCAAAAGCCUUUUAUUUUCUCUCUGCGAGCUAUCGGGCAGUGUAGGGUGAACUCGCGAGGCAUGGCAUCGUCUGAAAUCACCAUCAAGAGCGUCGGCGUGCGACUGAAAAGCCCUGCCGUGGUUGUCGUGUACGAAACGGGCAGCGGCACGCUUCACAAGAGGACGAUGCCCGUGAGAGGCCUGUUCGAGAACUCGGACGUCAAAAGCGUGGCCGAAGCGCUUCGCGAUAGGCAUUCGGCGGUCCUAAGCGCCGCUCCACUGAUACAGGUGGAGAAGAUGUUGCGAAUUCUGCAGGAAAACAUGAAGGGAGCCGGCUCGCUGGAAGAGUGCCUGGCGAAAGUGAACGAAGAGUUCACGGUGAACCCGGACGAAGACCUGAACAAGCUGGACGACGAGACGUUGCGCAGGAAGAAAGACCUGAUGAGCCUGUCUUUCGAGAAGAGUCGUAAGAAACCGGGCGACCCGGACUUUCAGUACGACGUCGAGGAAGACUUCGACAUCGUAGCUGCGAUCGAAACGUCGGGAUGGGACUCCGACAAAAGCGGCGAUUUCGACUUCUGACUCGAGCUUGGCUUUCCACUUUUUAGCGCACGUAGUGCGCAUUGUCGUUGUUUUUUUUUUUUUGCCAUUCUUUCCAUUGAAAAAGGAAACGAGCUCUAAGCCCUCCCCCC
Messenger RNA from Rhipicephalus sanguineus (brown dog tick), 799 nucleotides. RefSeq names its product centrosomal protein of 19 kDa. The record is from RefSeq and is a predicted model, not a curated record. The transcript has a single exon. Bases 189 to 689 code for a protein of 166 amino acids. Gene Ontology annotation, cellular component: centriole; ciliary basal body; spindle pole. NCBI's taxonomy places the organism in Eukaryota, Metazoa, Arthropoda, Arachnida, Ixodida, Ixodidae. Gene Ontology annotation, biological process: trans-Golgi to periciliary membrane compartment transport; microtubule anchoring at centrosome.